This is a messenger RNA of Jaculus jaculus (lesser Egyptian jerboa), 1132 nucleotides long. RefSeq names its product COMM domain containing 9 (gene Commd9). The coding region runs from base 10 to 606 and encodes 198 amino acids. Lineage: Eukaryota; Metazoa; Chordata; Mammalia; Rodentia; Dipodidae. The transcript has 6 exons. The record is from RefSeq and is a predicted model, not a curated record.
UUAGGGAAGAUGGCUGCCCUCGCGGCGGAGCACUUCGCUGCGCUGCAGAGUCUGUUGAAGGCCUCGUCGAAAGAUGUUGUCAGGCAGCUGUGUCAAGAAAGCUUUUCCCGUUCAGCCCUUGGCUCAGAAAGUCUCUUGGAUAUUACAUGCUCCAGCCUGUCUGUGACCCAGGAGGAGGCCGAGCAACUGCUCCAGGCUCUGCACCGCCUCACUAGGCUAGUGACGUUCCGUGACCUGUCCUCUGCCGAGGCGAUUCUCGCUCUCUUUCCAGAAAAUUUCCACCAAAACCUCAAAAACCUGCUGACAAAAAUCAUCCUAGAACACAUAUCUGCUUGGAGGACUGAAGCCCAGGCUAGCCAGAUCUCUCUGCCACGCCUGGUCGACCUGGACUGGAGAGUGGAUAUCAAAACCUCCUCAGACAGCAUCAGCCGCAUGGCCGUCCCAACCUGCCUGCUCCAGAUGAAGAUCCAAGAGGAUCCCAGUCUGUGUGGGGACAAACCUUCCGUCUCGGCUGUGACUGUGGAGCUGAGCAAAGAGACGCUGGACACCAUGUUAGAUGGGCUAGGCCGCAUCCGGGACCAGCUCUCUGCUGUGGCCAGUAAAUGAGCCAAGCAGCUACCAGUGCCAAUUCUGUGCCCCAGUGGCUGGUCAGCAGAGAUGCACUUCGCAUUACGGGGCUGAUCGCCAUCAGCAGGCACAGGGAGAUGACAGGAAGCAGUCAGGCCCCUGGCUGUCCUCCUCUUCUGUCUCCCCUGAAGCUGAUGAUCAGAAGCCUCCAUUUUUGAAAGGCUUUGUGCAGCUGAACUGGUGCUUUGUUGGAGGGAGCGUGUUCCUUGUCAGCUGCCUGUGCUGGAAACCCAGGCCCGACUGUGGAGCUGACGUGAUAAAUUCAGUUCCAGCAUUGCCGCCCCGGAGCACACGGAGGAACAGGGGAUGACCACAGUGCCUGCUCUCCAUCAGACAAGCCCGGCAGAUGCCAGGGCAGGGCCUCCUAAGCAUGGUCCUCCGGAGCCUUCCCUGAGUCCUCAUGGUCCUGCUGGGCACUGCUCCAGUUCAGAAAAUCCCAGACUACGUUGUUGCCCACCACUCCUGGGUGGAAGAAUUACAAAUAAACUCCAGCUUUGUCAUUCUA